Messenger RNA from Yamadazyma tenuis ATCC 10573, 987 nucleotides. RefSeq names its product triglyceride lipase (gene TGL2). The record is from RefSeq and is a predicted model, not a curated record. Gene Ontology annotation, molecular function: triacylglycerol lipase activity. NCBI's taxonomy places the organism in Eukaryota, Fungi, Ascomycota, Pichiomycetes, Serinales, Debaryomycetaceae. Gene Ontology annotation, biological process: lipid metabolic process.
AUGCUUCUACGCUUCUUACACCAUCCGUCUAAGGUUUCAACCCUUUCCAUUCGAUGGCUCCAGUCUGCAGCCAUAAAGGAUCCAUUUCUCCUUACUGAUCAGUUUGCUGCGUUGAAGCCCAAUUAUACACCCACCAAACACCCGAUCGUGCUAUGCCACGGACUUUCUGGAUUUGACAGUUUAGUAUUCUUACCCAAACCCAAUUUCUUCAGAAAAUCACGGGUUAAGAAGGUGAUUCGAGAUGGGUUGAUCAAAGUAGAUUAUUGGUAUGGAAUCCAGGAUAUGCUUACAAGAAACGGUUGUGAAGUUUACGUGGGGAAGGUUCCACCAUUUGGAACCAUUCAUGACCGAGCCGAAAGCUUGAAUAAGUAUCUAGAAUCACAAUUCGAACCCAAUGACUCGGAGACUACCGUUGUAAACUUGGUGGCACAUUCCAUGGGUGGUCUUGAUGCCAGAUACUUGAUUUCCAAACUUCACAAAUCAAACUAUCGAGUGGCUUCACUAACUACUGUGUCUACACCUCAUCGCGGGUCUGAGGUUGCUGACUACGUUCUGGUACACAUGAAACCAGCACUCCUCCUUUUCCAAGCGGUUCCCCAGCUCACCACUGACUACAUCUCCAAGUUCAACUCGGAGGUGGUGAAUGACCCUAAUGUGGCGUACUUUUCGUAUGGUGCUCAAUUCCAGCCAAAAUGGUUCAACAUGUUCAGAUACCCUUCUCGAAUUAUUACAAAGACUAUCAAGAGCCAGAAUAUAUUAAAUGGUACAGAUAAAAGUUAUGUUAAUGAUGGUCUUGUAAGUGUGGAAAGUGCCAAGUGGGGCGAAUAUUUAGGUACUUUGGACAACGUCGACCAUUUAGACCUUAUCAACUGGACCAACCGAGCAAGAAUUCUCGUGGACAGAGUGAUGUUCCAGCACAAACCGACCUUUAAUGCAUUGGCUUUCUAUGCUCAUAUUGCCCAGAGUUUAUCCGAAAGAGGGUUCUGA